Messenger RNA from Sus scrofa (pig), 1874 nucleotides. The record is from RefSeq and is a predicted model, not a curated record. NCBI's taxonomy places the organism in Eukaryota, Metazoa, Chordata, Mammalia, Artiodactyla, Suidae.
CAACAACAACAAUAACAACAACAACAAAAGACAAAAAAAAAAAAGAAAAAAGAAUGUAUACAUGGAUGGGUCACUGGGUCACCCCGCAGUACAGUAGAAAAUUGACAGAACACUGUAAACCAGCUCUAACGGAAAAAAAUAAAAAUCAUUAUACAAAAAAUUUUUAAAAAUGAACUAUAAUAUUGUAGCUUUCAGCAGCUAGGUGCUAUUCAGUUUUGCAAGAAACUAUGAAGAAGAGACUUUCAGUAAAUGAAGUUAUUCAUGGAGAAAACACCAUAAGAUCCACGGAUAGAAGAACAAAAAGUUGGGUGGAAAUAUGGGAGUCCAGUGCAUCUUGACUGUCUGGAAGGUCAUCUCUGGAUGGACGUUUCUGUCCCUCCAUUGUAUGUCCGAUGAAUGGAUGGAAGAAUGAAGAACUGAGAGGUUAUAUAGGAGGAAGAAAGCUGGGGAGUCAUAACAAGGUAGCAAAUGGUCGGUAGGAGAGUGGACAGAGGAAACGUUGAUGGCUUGAGGAAGAAGUGGACUGCUCAGGAAGCGGGAAGAAUAGUCAAGGUGAACCAAACUGAUUAGGCUGCAAUGUGAGGGGCAGGAUGGCACGUGAGAGUCUUAAAAUAUCAGCUCCAGGUCCUGAAUAAGCUGCCUAUUUGUCUUUUCUACAGGAUAGUGGUCCUUCAAUCUAAGUAUUUUUCCCAGCAUGGGCGGUAACCCUCACAACAGCUCAGAGUGGCCAACUUUCAUCCUGACAGGGCUCCUGGGGCUGGAGACCUCCCAAGACUGGCUGUUUCUGCUCCUUGGUACCCUGUACGCGGUCUCCAUCGUGGGCAAUGCCCUCAUCCUAUUCAUUAUCAAGGAGGAGCAGAGCUUGCACCAGCCUAUGUACUACUUCCUGUCCCUGCUCUCAGUUAACGAUCUAGGCGUGUCUUUCUCCACACUGCCCACGGUGCUGGCCACAUUUUGCUUCCACUUCAGGGAAAUCAGCUUUGAUGCUUGCAUGGCUCAGAUGUUCUUCAUCCACCUCUUCUCCUUCAUGGAGUCUGGGAUUCUGCUGGUCAUGAGCUUUGACCGCUAUGUGGCCAUCUGCAAGCCACUGCGCUACGCCACUGUGCUCUCCGAUGGCCGUGUUGUACGCAUGGGCGUGUCUGCCUUCAUCCGCAGCUUCUGCCUGGUUUUCCCGCUGCCUUUCCUGCUGAAGAGGUUGCCCUUCUGCAAGGCCAACGUAUUGUCCCAUGCCUACUGCCUGCAUCCGGAUCUGAUCCGUCUUCCCUGCGGCGACAUCACCAUCAAUAAUCGUUUUGGUCUCUUCAUUGUCAUCACCACCUUUGGCCUGGACCCUGCACUCAUUCUCCUCUCCUACGCACUCAUAGUGCGCUCCGUACUCGCCAUCGCAUCCCGGGAGGGACGGCUAAAGACGCUGCACACGUGUGUGUCACACAUGUGUGCGGUGCUCAUCUUCUAUGUGCCCAUGGUCGGGGUGUCCAUGGCCGCUCGCUACGGGAGGCACGCUCCGCUGCACCUGCACACACUCCUGUCCCUGGUGUAUCUCUUUGUGCCUCCGAUGCUCAACCCUGUCAUCUAUUCUAUCAAAACCAAAGAGAUCCGCCAGAGGCUGUGCAGAAUGCUGGUGGGAACCAAUUUUUAAGCAGGAGACAGAUGGAAAGGCCCACACUCAAAGGAUGUUUACUGUUACUCCACAGAUUGGGGUUUUCAAGACCUGUUUGGCAAGACUUUUUAAACUGCCCUUUGGGAACGAGUCUACUCUUAGGAUUUCUACUACCGCGUGUACACCCUGGCAUGAGCCAGGAGGUUUUGGCAGGGUAUACUGGGUCAUAAUUUUUAAAAAAAGGAAUUGAACAAUUUCCUCUUUUGGGGGGGUA